AAAAAUGCAAACUUUUUAAGGUGACAGCUAAUGGGUAUUUGUCAAUCAAUAUCAAAAUUCAAAUUCAUGCAUUGCAUUCACAUGAUUUACACAGUUUUCUGCCUUCAAUUUGGUUUUCCAUCUUCACACUUGUUUAAUUAGUUGUUUAUUCCCUCCACCCAAACAAAAAACAAAUGCUUUUUACCAGCACCAAAGAACGUAGGACCCAUAUCUUUCCGUACCAUGGCCCGGACGUACCAUACCCACCACCCCCCCUCUUCCCCAUUCUUUUUGUUUAUAAAUUCCAACUCUUCUCACCUUUCUGCAAACCCCUCUCUAUAGCAUUCUCUUCCCCGUCCUCUCCCUCCUCCAAACGCAUGAGAGAAGGAACAAGUCCAAGUUCUUCAAGUGAUGGACAGCCAGGAUCUUUCUUCGCCACCCCACAUGGACGCAUCUCGUCCAUCCCUUGGUUUCCCUCUCGGUACUGCCCUCCUCCUCAUCAUCAUCUUCAGCUUGAGUGGAAUCUUCUCCUGCUGCUAUCACUGGGACAGGUUCAGAUCUCUGCACCACUCUUUCUCCCAGGACGACCCAGAUCACGAUACAGAUAUCGAAGCUUCACCCUCCAAAUCUAAACCCAUAUGCACGAAUCUAAAGCAAAAUCAAAGCCAAAGCUUGCCUGUGUUGAUGCCUGGGGAUCGGAUUCCAAAGUUCAUAGCAUUGCCAUGCCCAUGUGAACCUCCACGUCCAGAAAAAGUUGUGGUAAAAGUGCAGAAGCCACUGAAGCCACCACCUCGCCUGCCAGUGCCUUUGUAUUAGCCACCCCCCCCCCCCA
Molecule: messenger RNA, 811 nt
Organism: Juglans regia (Persian walnut)
Lineage: Eukaryota; Viridiplantae; Streptophyta; Magnoliopsida; Fagales; Juglandaceae
Exons: 2
Coding region: 391-795 (134 amino acids)
Source: RefSeq, a predicted model, not a curated record